AUGAAGAAGAAACAUAAUGUGUUUGAGAAGGUGGCAGAGCUAUUGGAAACAGCAAGGAUGCUGGAAGAGAAGGAUAUGGCACUGGCAUUAAGGGUUUCCCCCUCCACCAUUGAUUUUCUUCCUUUUAACAACCAGAGAUGUGGGGAGGGGGCCGGGGCCCUCCCGGCGCGCCAGGACUUUCAUUUACCUGUUCUCAUACCUGACGUUCCUUCUUCACCAAGAAAUGAACUUCCUGCGGACUGGAGUAUUAAAACACGACUUCUUUUUAUGUCUUCCCAACCUUUUACCUGGGCAGAACAUUUAAAAGCGCAAGAAGAAGCUCAAGGAUUUGCCCAACACUGCAGAGCAACAGAAACAAACUUGCCACAGUGCGUACAGGAACCAAAAAUGUCCACAGAACUCCGUUGUGCCUUUCAGCAAAGUCUCAUUUACUGGCUUCACCCUUCACUGCCUUGGCUGCAGCUGUUUCCUCGCAUUGGAGCAGAUAGAAAAAUAGCAGGAAAGGCUAGUCCUUGGUCACAGGAUGAAGCCUUGCAGCAGGUGCUAAUGAGUGAAUGGUCUGUCAGCUUUACUUCUCUGUACAAUCUGCUCAAAGCCAAACUGUGUCCCUACUUUUAUGUAUGCACCUACCAGUUUACUGUCCUGUUUCGUGCAGCUGGUCUUGCAGGAAGCGAUGUUAUUACAGCUGUCAUUUCUCCCACAACUAGAGGUUUAAGGGAAGCCAUGAGAAAUGAAGGCAUAGAGUUUUCUUUACCUUUGGUAGAAGAAAGUAGAAUCAGAAAACGGAAAAACUCUGAAAUUAAUUUGGAAACAGAAGUUGUUCACAGCCCUGAAGUGGGCAAAAGCCCUGAAGAUGGAGAGGAACCCACUCCAAGUGAUGAUGAUGAAGAAAGUUUCUCUUGGCUUGAGGAGAUGGGAGUCCAAGACAAGGUUAAAAAACCAGAUGCAAUUUCUAUUAAACUCCGUAAAGAGAAAAAUGAAGUGCAAAUGGAUCACAAGCCUGAAUCUGUUGCAUUAAUCAAAGGAACAAACACGUUCACGUUGCUGAACUUCUUGAUAAACUGUAAGAGUUUAGUGGCUGGGGGGGGGGCACAAGCAGGGCUUCCACCAACUUUGUUGUCCCCCAUUGCUUUUCGAGGUGCAACAAUGCAGACACUCAAAGCUCGGAGUAUAAACGCAAAAGCAAGGGCUCACUUGUCAUAUGAAGAUAUAUUCAGUUUGGAGAUCAUAGGCCCUGUCAUGCCUCAUUCUCUGCAUUCUUUGACGAUGCUGCUCAAACCUGCACAGAGAGGAGCUUUCUCUGCAAUAUUAUAUACGCAUGAGCCAACAGCUGUGUUCAACAUGGGUCUUGAUGAUGCAAGCACUGCCCUAAAUAAGGAAGCUGUAUGCAAAGAUCUUUCUAAAUGUGGACUGCAGCCUAAAACGUUGGAUCAACUGAGUCAAUUUCCAACUUUGGGAAAAUCUUCUAUCUGCUUCCUAGAAAUGAAGGACUAUGCUUAUACCUGGAAGUCCUAGAUAUGCUGUUUCAAUUUAAUGGAACAGGAUACUUACUUUCUAGCAUGCAGUUGCUUGUACUUAUGUGGACGGUCUAUGCAAACAGCACCUAUGUAGUACCAGGAGGGAUAUGACCUAAUUGAACAUACAUAAUGGAUUAAAAACUAUUGCACAUGACCCACCAUAAAAUACUUCAAUGGACUCUCAAAGAAAAUUAAGGAAAAGGCCUUCCUUGGACAUCUCCUGUAUUUUAGAAAGCUUUUUUAAAAUAAAAUUUUAUAAAAUAUAA
Struthio camelus australis is the source of this 1783-nucleotide messenger RNA. NCBI's taxonomy places the organism in Eukaryota, Metazoa, Chordata, Aves, Struthioniformes, Struthionidae. The record is from RefSeq and is a predicted model, not a curated record.